Syngnathus typhle (broad-nosed pipefish) is the source of this 4919-nucleotide messenger RNA. RefSeq lists its product as uncharacterized. The record is from RefSeq and is a predicted model, not a curated record. Lineage: Eukaryota; Metazoa; Chordata; Actinopteri; Syngnathiformes; Syngnathidae. Gene Ontology annotation, molecular function: nucleic acid binding. The coding region runs from base 171 to 4841 and encodes 1556 amino acids. The transcript has 25 exons.
CGCGCAAUGCGGAUGUGACGUAGGACUUAGUGCUACAGCCGCCGCUGUAUUGACGUUAACAUUUUGGUCGUUCUUCGCUUCAUCGGUGGUUCGAAUUAAGAUCGAAGAAUAACUCGGACCCCGUCAUGACUGCGUGACCUCAGCCGCUGUUUGCAUUUUGGCGCCCCGCUAUGUCUCACCGCCAGUACCAGCGAAGGCCUAUGCCUGACACUGACUUCCGACCCAGUCCGGGUCCCGACGGCCUCUCUGAGCGCCACCGCCGCUCCUCGCCGGAUCGUCGCGGCUACUAUGGGUCUGGAAGUUCGACAUCAGCGCCUGCCUUGCCGCUCAGCUCGAUGGACAGCGCCCUCAGCGUCCUGAGCAGCUGCGGUCUGGAGCCCGCCGACCUUGCGCUCCUCGCCGAGAUCCCUGAGGACAAACUCACCGUGGAGUCACUGCCGCACAUUGUCCGUCAGAUUAAAUCCAACAGAGAAGCACCCCAUCCUCCCCCUGUCUCCUCCUUUGACCUUCCCAGCUUGCCCUGGCAUCAGUAUAGCGCUCGGGUGGUCGAGUACCCCCUGGACCACAUCAAGCCGACAGGCCUUCCUGCAGAGCCGCUUCACGAGUGGCGAGAUUGCUGGCAGAAUCCGAGAAGCGAGCCGACGCCCUCCCAGAACCAAAGGCCGGCCAGGAGCGAGCCUCCCAGAUACUUUGCGGAAGCCGGGCCUGGCACAGCAGCAGCAGCAGCGACCCUUCCCUCCCUCUUCUCCCUGGCCCACCGGCCUAGCCCAGCUGACAGGUCUGUGGCACCUCCGGACGAGAGGCGGUGGGAAACCGGGACGGAACGAGGUCACCCUGACGCCUCUGCCAGCCAGCCUCCCGGUGCUGCGGCACCGUCCAAACAGGAAGUGCAGGAUUUCUACAGCGUGGAGCCUCAGACGUACCCCACCUCGUGUUCUCUGUGUAAUGCCUGUGUAAUCUCGUUGGAGGACUGGAGGAAACACAUCAACAGCAGUCGGCAUGCCGACGGUCAACUCGGCCUGCUGCACCGCUUUCCCACGUGGGAUUGCCGCAAGGAGACGCCCAAUAGAGAUGAGCGACAGUCCCAGGUGGGGCUGGGGGCGAGGCGGAGGAAAGACCCAGAGACUUUCUGGGCCGCCAAUGACGACGGCAGCAGGUCGCAAGCUGGAAAGAGCCCAGAGAAGAAGCCCGUCGCGGAAUCCAAAUGGGCCGAGCAGGCUCGGGAGCCGAUCCACAAGCGGCGUCCUCCGUACGUGGACGAGCAGCGGGUAGACUUCAGCUUCUCCAAUGUCUUCAACAUUGUGAAGAGCUCCUGCGUGGUCAGCUUCACACCGCCUCCGCAAUCAAACCAGGACUGGUCGGACCUCCUCAGAGUUGUCAGACGCUUCGGCCCGAUCGUGUACACGCUCUUCGGCCGGUCCAGGGCAUGCGUGGAAAUGAAGAAUCUGGAAGACGCUGAAAAGUUGGUCAAUUAUUAUUCCGCCAAACAUCUGAGGAUCAAAGACAACGUCCUCCGGGUCACAUUUGCCGUAGAAACCUCCAGUCUCAGAACAAGCGCCUUCGCUCACCGCUACCAGGAAGAAUCAACUGAGAGGAGCAGAGACGAAGGCCACACACUCGAUGAGUCCAAGAAGAGCAGGGCGGACCACACGGCCAGGUCCAGAAAGGCCAGGGAGACAGACAGGAGGACCGGGUCCAGGUCCAAGUCACGAGACAGAAAGGCCAGGUCAACUUCCCGUGAAAGGAAGACGGGCUCAAAGGACCGCUUCAAGUUCAGAGACAGGAAGAUCAGGUCCAGAUCCAGAGACAGGAAGGCAAGGUCCAAGUCCGGCAGUGACAAAAUGCCAGAAGCACGGAAGCCCGAGAUGAGCGCAUCCAGCGGCGCCUCGGCGUCACGAAAAGUCUCCGAAGCCGACGCCGUUGACCAAGUCCUGAGCAACAUGGACGCCACCUCCGUGGAAGAUGACAGCGACAUCGAGGGAAUGGCGGUCGUCGGCGAGGACCUGGAGGACGACCAUUUGGGGGAAGGCCACGAAAAGGGGGAGGAUUGCAAGGCCCACGGCGCCAGCACGACGGAGGACACCCCGGAUGAGGAAGUGGACUUGGAGGAUUACAUCAUGCUGGAUGAAGUUGGACAGGAGCAGAGCAGUAAAGUUGACGAGCCGUCCCGUGACUGCGCCGCAGGGAGAGGCGGCCACGGCCCGAACGUGUCUCGGGUGGUGUACUUCAAAGACCUUCCGCUGUCCUACUGCAACGCCGCCGACUUUGUCAAGCUGGCCAAAGGCCUCGGGAGGCCCGUGUGCUACUAUUUUCUGCGUGGCCUACGAAAGGGUUUCCUCGAGCUGUCGUGCAGCUCAGAGGCCGUAAGAGUGGUCAAGGAACUCAACGUUUACUUCAAGGACACUCCAACCGUCGCCCUGAUCUCCAACAAAUAUCGACACCUCCGAAAUGGGACGCCGGUAAACUGGGACCAGCACGAGACAGGCGAGCGGACGGGAGCGAGCGAUCGACGUGAUAAAAGCAAGAGCCGAGACAAAGAAGAAAGAAACGCUUCGUCCGCAUCAGACCAGGAGAAGGAAAAACCAGCUCGGGAGAAAGAUUUAACCACAAAGACCCCAGAUAAGGACUCCACAUCCAGCAGCUCUUCAGACAUUUUGUCCUCGUCCAAGUCUGGGAAUUCCAAGGACGUCCAAUCACGAUCCGGAGAGACGGAGAUCAAGGCAGAGUCUGAGAAGACGGAAGAAAGUCAACCAGAGGGCAUCGUGUCAGAAACUCUUGAAGAUAAAGCCAACGCGAGCGAUGCCCCAACAAGCGACAGCAAGACGACAAAGAACAUAUCAGGCGGUAAAAAAACAUUUGGGAAUAAACCAAACAGUGAGAACACUCACAAUGUUCAAACAAAAGACACAAAGACUCCACAGAAUAAAUCAGGAAGCGAGAACCAUUCGGACAGCGAGAAGACGCUUGAGAAUAAACCAGAAACCUCUUCAGAAGGCCACGAAAAGGGGGAGGAUCGCAAGGCCCACGGCGCCAACAAAACGGAGGACACGUCGGAUGAGGAAGUGGACUUGGAGGAUUACAUCAUGCUGGAUGAAGUUGGACAGGAGCAGAGCAGUAAAGCUGUCGAGCCGUCCCGUGAAUGCGCCGCAGGGGAAGGCGGCCACGGCCCGAACGUGUCUCGGGUGGUGUACUUCAAAGACCUUCCGCUGUCCUACUGCAACGCCGCCGACUUUGUCAAGCUGGCCAAAGGCCUCGGGAGGCCCGUGUGCUACUAUCUUCUGCGUGGCCUACGAAAGGGUUUCCUCGAGCUGUCGUGCAGCGCAGAGGCCAUAAGAGUGGUCAAUGAACUCAACGUUUACUUCAAGGACACUCCAACCGUCGUCCUGAUCUCCAACAAAUAUCGACGCCUCCGAAAUGGCACGGUGGUACACUGGGACCAGGGCGAGACAGGUGAGCGGACGGGAGCCAGCGAUCGACGUGAUAAAAGCAAGAGCCGAGACAAAGAAGAAAGAAACGCUUCGUCCCCAUCAGACCAGGAGAAGGAAAAACCGGCUCGGGAGAAAGAUUUAACCACAAAGACCCCAGAUAAGGAAUCCACAUCCAGAAGCUCUUCAGACAUUCUGUCCUCGUCCAAGUCUGGGAAUUCUAAGGACGUCCAAUCACGAUCCGGAGAGACUGAGAUCAAGGCAGAGUCUGAGAAGAUGGAAGAAAGUCAGCCAGAGGACAUCGUGUCAGAAACUCUUGAAGAUAAAGCCAACGCGAGCGAUGCCCAAACAAGCGACAGCAAGACGACAAAGAACAUAGCAGACGGUAAGAAAACAUGCGAGGAUGAACCAGACAGUGAGAACACUCACAAUGUUCAAACAAAGGUCGUUGAGGAUAAACCCAAAAAAGGCAAGUCCAGCAGUGCCCAGUCAAACGACGGCAAGACGACAAAGAACAUAUUAGAAGGUAAGAAAACAUCUGAGAAUAAACUAGACAGCAAGAACACCGACGAUGUCCAAACAAUCGCCACAAAGACUCCACAGAACAGAUCAGAAGGGGAAAACAGCCACAAUGUCGAGUCCAGAGAGAACAAAUCGGACAGUGAGAAGAAUCAACCAGAGAAUGCUUCAGAAGGUGCGAACACUCACAAGGAACCACCAAAAGAUGGGAAGGCUCUACAGAAUUUGGAAGGUGGGAAGAGAUUGAAGAACCAGCCAGACAAUGAGAUGACAUUAUCAGAAGAGGGAAAGAUUGCAGAGGUUGGAAGCAGCAAGACUCUGGAGAUUGAAUCAGAAGGUGGAAACCCUUUGGGAAAUGGGCCAAAGACCAGGAAACGAGCAAUAGAGAAGAGCCAGUCGGAAAAAAUCAAGAGAAGGUGCCUUUCCACAAAGACUUGUGAAGAAGGCCAGGUGGAGUCUGGAAAGGCAGUUGGGACCACGCAAAAAUGUGGAGAGAAUCCAGAGAGGGCAAGCGUCUCUUCAAAGGGGUCAGAUCAAGUGUCCGGCAAAGGAACCAACUCCCCGCAGGAAAACCCAAGUCGUGAAGAGGACUUGGGCGGGACAGUUAAGAGAAGAGCGUCUCCCGAUGACACUUCUGUGGCUGGAAAGAUCCGAAAGGAAGAGCAGAGUAGUGAAACGUCUGAUGAGAAUCAGAAGAAUCAGGAAGCUGAGGGAAAUUCAGGGACUCCCACCGCACCCCACCGCCCCAUCGGAAUCCAGUUCGUGCGUCCCGUCGUUGGCUACUUCUGCAACUUGUGUCAGAUGAUCUACGCUGACGAGGAUGAAGCCAAGGUGCAGCACUGCAGUAGUAGUCAGCACCACUUCAAGUAUUGGGAGAAGAUGAAAACGGCAAGCUGAGGGAAUGCUCUUCUACACACGGUCAACUUUUCAUUUGUCACAUUUUUACUUUACAAUAAAGUUACUACAUGACUUGAA